This is a messenger RNA of Synchiropus splendidus (mandarinfish), 8958 nucleotides long. RefSeq lists its product as uncharacterized. The transcript has 5 exons. Bases 1347 to 4511 code for a protein of 1054 amino acids. Lineage: Eukaryota; Metazoa; Chordata; Actinopteri; Syngnathiformes; Callionymidae. The record is from RefSeq and is a predicted model, not a curated record.
CUGGCUGCAGUCUUCUACCGUGGUCUCCUCUCUGGCGCUUCAGACGUGACACGCCUGCGGUGCCUCUCCACUUCUGAACACGGACGCCUCCCUCAAAGCCUCGGACUCUUUUGCUGCAAGGACCUCAGGAGUCAAGACAGACCCCAGCCGAGUGUUUUGGGAUGUAAAGACAUUGUUGUGCAUGUUUCGGACAUGCUUGAAAAACGUAAGUAACCCAGGACUGUGAGAACCGGAUCAAUUCCUUUUAUUUUUUUUUUCAUCAUGGCGCGAUGCCGCUUUGCUCUCGAAUGACGUCCAUGUGCAAACGGACUAUUGAGGAACAGGCAGCCCUAAGAUGAACGGAUGUAUUGCUGAAAGUAAGUCUGUAGUCAAAACCAGUCGAAUGCCACUUCCCGUGACUUUUCUAAAUGCAACGCAGCUGUGAACGUGGGUCAUGUGACCUUUGAAAGACCAGAUUUCCUCUUUCAGUACUCUGUGUUAUGAACACGGACUGGUUGAUUCACUCGUACAUUACCAACAUUUUCAGUUUCCAAAGUUAUUUUUAGUUUCCUCAUUUGACAUCAUGGACAUGUGGAUGUGGCACAUUCAACCACUGCAGACUACUUUACUCCAAUCUCUAGUAAGAGUUGUCGCUGAAUGAAUACUUAUUGUCUCAGGUGCUUUUUUUAAAAAAAAAAUGUUUCAGUUUAGUUUCUUCCGUUCCUUAAUUGUCCGUUGGCGCCACCUUCUGUAAAGGAUUAGUACUGCAAUGUUGCGAGUUUAUUUUAUUUUAGUUUAUCGUUCAUACGGGUCGUUUGACUUAAAAGAUGGAUUGUUCACAUUGACCCUUUUAGGAGCUUGAUAUACGAUGUCUUUUUUUUAUGAAAACGCACAAUUGACUUUUUCUUUUCUUGCACUUGCACCGCGCCCACCAAGCGCAAUGUACUGGAAUAUGUUUGCAAAGGGUUUAGAACUCUAAAAGUUGCUGGAUUGUUUGACGCUGCGUGGGCUUGAUCGUUGAUGGCCCACAACAUGCGCUGGAUAUGAAGCAUGGGUUGGUGGAAUCACCCUCGUUCAAGUUCUGCUGACAACCAAAGGCCCUCUCGUUCAUUUUGCUAGUUUCCAAGGGAGUUGUGCGAACAUUUCAGGACAAUGAUGGACUACUUGCUUCACCGGAGGAUGAUGGAUUAUCAUGGACUGUGAUCUAUGCGGAUGUCCACGAACUGAGUGUGGCGACAAACAACCUGCUAUCGUCAGGAGCCAGGAGAAGCAACUCCAAUGGGAUCCCUGAAUGAAUAUUAGCCCUGUGGCGAUCAAGCGGUACAACCUUUCCUCGAAACACCAAGACCUUUAGGCACUCCAUUAAAAUGACUGGAACAAAUCUGAAGACAAAGAGUCCACUCCUGACUUCCCUUCUGCGGGGUGAUGGAAAAGAUGUCAUGCAGGCUACAAUUCCCAAAUCUGCAUCCAAGAAAGUGUCGGACCAGAAACUCUCUGAGCGCAGUAAAGCAGCUUUAAGAGGCAAUCCCACUCCCUUGAGGACUAAUCGAGGACAACCGUGUGUUUCUGCAGAUUCAGUGAUGCUGACUGACAGCCAAAUAUUGAAUCACAUUAACACAAAAAUUGCCUUUUUUCUGUCUGGUGCGACAAAACCAAACCGCUCACAUGUGAACCCCUCGGCCACAGACGCUAGGACACAUCAACCAGUGUGUUCCAGCAACACGUCAGUCUCCAGAGACGGCGGGGCGGACUUUGGGACUAAUUCUGCUCAAGGAAACCAUUGGACCGCACCAAUUGCUGAUUCUCCGUCAUCAGGUAGACAAGGAGGACACACGCAACCCAAACCAGUUGAACAGAGUUUAUCUCGAGAUAAUGAUCUUCAGUUAAAGCUGUCAUCUUUUCCUGCGACCGGCCGCAUCCGUUGCGACAAUUCAGAUGACCUUUGUGGAUAUAACAUAUCUUUAAGGAAAAAUAAUCAAGAAGACUUCAGCAUGGCGCCUACUUUCCACAUGAAAGACACUAUUCAUUAUCCAUUGAAUACACUCAAAGAGCUAAUUGUUUCCCUUGAAAAGGCAGAGACCAAGGCAGAGAUGAACAACUUUACUAAAGUUCUGGUAAAUGACUAUUGGAAUGGAGAUGUUGAUAACCUUCAUAUCUUUGCGUCCACAGAAUAUCCCCAAAUCAUGCUGGACGUUGCUGCCACUUGCACAAAGCAUGAAGGUUCGAGUCCAGUUGUCCUCACAACAUGUUCAGGGUUAAACAUGGAAAAGUUGACCGAGGCUCAACUCUGUUUCUCCAAAAACUGCUCUACCCAAACACCAUUGAAAUCUGCUCCAUUGAGUAACGUAAAGGAUCUGCCGGGAAAAGAUAAAAACGUUUUACCACAAGUGACAAAGGACCAAGAGGCAGCUGUGGACAUUGACAAAGUCAGCAGUGUAGAAGCUGAUGUCUCAAAAGAUAAAUGUUCUCAAGAAUUCAAAUCUACCUCAAUAUUUGAGAUCACCACAGCAUGCAACCCACAUAAAGAGGGCUAUGAAGAAGUCCCUGUCAGUGAGACCAAGCAAGACUCCAACAAGCCAAUUUAUGAGGACAUUUCAGAUUGUGAGAAGACGCAAAGUCCUUUAUUCCAAAAUUUGGAAGACAUCAGUGAUGAAGAUUCACAAAAGGGCGUCAUGAAGGACAUGGCUUUUGAAACUCAUGAACGACCUAACCAGAAGCCGAUGUCUGCAAAUGGCUGCAGUGAAGUGAAUGCUGAGACACAACAGCAGCUCUGCGAUACUGAUGAGGAUGAGUGGACAAUCCUACCGCUGUCUGUGGGAAGCCUGGAUUUCUUACCAAAAGCUAAACCUAGCGGAUACCAGUCGGCAACCUGUUGGAGGGGUGAUGGACCUGAAACGCCUAAGGGUCAAGACAAUCCAACGGAAGGUCGUUCCAGUUGUCCCCGUUCUUUCUCAAGCCCUCUGCCAGUCUUUGACACAAUUGAAAGCUUUGAGAAGGCGCAGAUGGCACAUGUUGGCAUUUUUGAAGAUUGCAAAGCUGGAGUGCUCUUUGAAGAGAACUCUUUCAGUCCUGCUUCCGAAGCGGAAGACAGUUGUGAUACAGAGGACAGUUGCGAUUACUCCUCCGAAUGUAGCGGUCAAAAUCGUUUGACAUUUUCAAGGAAGCUUUUGGAGAAUCUACGACCGAAUUCUGCAGAAAAGAGAAGUCUAUCUGGAAACGGUAGUGACGUUGACGUCAAUGGGUUGUUGUCACCGAGAAGUAAAAGAGGACAAUGUUUUAAAAAACUUAAAAGGCUAAUGACCACCCGCCCAAAAAAAGCUAAAACCACGCCACAUAAAGAAGUAAUUGUCAUCGAUUCGGAUUCAGAUGACGAAAUUGAUGAACCUUGCAAAAUCAAUAGGCAGAGAAGUGGGCCAACAUCUCUAAACAUUUCUUCCACAGAUGAAAGGCAACGUGACGAUAUGAGGAGCAAUCGUUUGACUUAUGAUUCUGGAAAUAACUCCAGUGACAGACUCUUACCUGAAGCCUCAAAGAGUGGAAGUGUCUCCUUAAAAAGACCUCUUGCUGUGGCCUGCCAAAAAAACGGCAAGUCAACGGCACGGAAAAGUACAGGAGCUCACACCGUCAGUCAAGCACUGGAGCGGAUCAAGAGAGCUAGGAGAACUGACUCCACAAAUUCAGAGGAGGAUCUUGAGACAUGGAAAAAACAAAAUGGAAGUAUUAAAAAUACACCGCCUAGGAGAAAGGUGUGUGCUGAGACCUUGUCCCAAGGGCUAGUUAAGAGGGGUGCAAAUAUUAUACCAUCUAUGCUCUACAAGAUAGGUCCUCCACCAAGUGGGCGUCUUCUCCUGACAGCCAAGGGAGUCCGCAGAAAAAAAGUGGUCCGCCCCCUCUCACCCCUGACCACUGAAUCAAGCAGCGAUGAGCUGGAAGAAGCACUAAGUGGUGGCACUAAACCACAGCCUGUGAUAAAAGGACAGUGUAAAAAGAGAAACGUGAUGAACACGGAACCUCACCAAGACGUUUUGCCAACCUCAAGCGGCCGCUUGCCAGAGGUGUCUGGUCCAUUAGCCACUCCCCCCAUUCCCAAAUUGAAAAGCACUUCCAAAACAAAAUCCAUCAAAAUUCAGCGAUCUAUAAGCAGCCCCGCUAAAUUUGAUUUACCGUCACUGCCAUCCUCAACUACCCCUCAGCAUGUGCCUGCUCACAAACGUAUCAGAGAUGACUGGAGAAGUCAACAUAUCCAAACGUAUAAGGAGCGAAGACACAGUCUGGCCGCGGCUCUCCCCAUAACGGUCAAGAAACCUAGUGAGAAACAGCGGGCACCCAAAAGAAGACCUUGCCUUGACAAGAAUCUAACGCCUCUGAUGAAGAAGACCAAAAAAAUGUGCAUGCUGGAGAAAAAACGGUCCCGAACCAUAGAAGCAAGUUUCCCUGUUGAUACAGGUUUCAAGUGGGGAGGCAAACCAUCUGGGUCAACUCAAGAUUUUCCGUGGAGUCAGUUUGGAUCCCCACCAAGAGUGUACGACUAAAAAAAAAUGGGGGUGAGAAUCCAAAUACCUGUUAAACAGUGUUCUGAUUGUUGUUGCAAAAAUAUGUGCGCAUUACUUGUGUGUAUGUCUUGUUUCAAAUGCGCACAUUUGUUUUAAUUGUUUGUAUUCUCAAGAUGUCUUCGGUUCAAGUAAAAUGUUUUUUACCUUUUUUAAUGAGAGGGGCGUUCUUUCUUGGCAUUUCAGGUUACCAGUUAUUCCAGAACUACCUUUUGUACUUGAGUUCUUUUACAUUUUUUUUUUUUUUUUUAUUAAAAAUGACAGCCUUUCUGGAAACUAUGGAGUGUUCUUGACUAGCACUUUAAAAAAAUAAAUCAGGAAACUCAACUUUAUAAGUGGAUCUUAAACGUUGUACUGUAUUUUGUGUUGGGUUCGUGGGUUCAAUUCCGUGAUUCAUUUAGGGCCAAAAAGUUCUCCUGUUAGCCAUUUCCUCUGGUAGGAAUGGUGCAAAAAAUGUAUGAUUCUAGACUUGAUACACUCGACGAUUGCUGCUUCGUCUUCCUCAGAACAAAAUUGCAUUCUGUGUUCUUCACAUCACUGUUGGUCAUCACCACAAAGGCCUAAAUGAAGCCUCCACUACGGUUUAAUGACACCAAUACAAGCUCGGUAUUAACCAGUUAUCAAGAUGUGUGGCCAUAUAAUUUGAAAGAAUCGGUCAAGAUCUAGGUCAAAUUAAAUGACAUGCAAUUUCAUAAUAAACUUCCCUAAAGCAAGACUCUGUAGUGCAGUUUCUUUGUCAAGUCAAGAAACUGUCAUUUGACCGUAUGCAUUAGCAACUUCUGUGAAGGAAAUGUUAAAUGUUGUUGCACUUUUAAACAACUGUUCAAGCUACAUGUGUUUGUGAUUUCAUGGUGUUUUUGUAAACAUAGUCUACCUCUGAUUUUUACAGAACAGUCCUGUCAGUGAAAAUCUCACAUAUGAAUAAAUCAAACAUUGCUUUGACCACUCUGCCUCGUCACUGUCUCAACAAUUCUAAAGUUAUUUUCCAAAGCCGAAAUCAUCAUAAAAUCUGUUUGGAUUUGGCUCCACCAUGACCAAGUAUCUUAAAAUCAGGUGGGUGCCCUCUACAGGGUCGUACAAUAAAAAUGUUGCUGAUUGUGAAAAGUCUUCAUCUUACCCUUUUUUCCUCCUCCUAACAUUCAGAUUGUCAUGCACUUUUAGGUACAUAGGAUCGCUUUGUCUUUUGAGUUUACGUACUUUUAAGUUAUGUCAUCCUGCGACGUCUGCACCACGACCCUGCACACGCAGUUUCCACUGACUGCCAAGAAACCUACUGCGCUGUGGUAAGACUUGACUGGAGGAGAGAAGUUCACCUCUUCCAGCAUCACAGGGGCCUCUGUACACCGCAGUCCACGAGCCAAGGCCAGAGGCUUUCACAAGUGAAGGACCAGCUGACCGUUAAGUCUCUUCUUGGAUGGGGCUUAGGCCUAUGGCAGCCAUGGUAUGUAUCCUGGAGAAUGACCUUUCCAAACUGGCUGGGUCUCUUGUCGCCAUGUCUGUGGGCACUGAUGGAAUGAGAGAGAGAUGAGAGCAUUGUGUCACACGGCGACUUCUCAUGGCUUGUGAAGGCACAGGCAGAGAGAGCAUGUGAGUUUAUGGAAGUAAUCUUCAGAACAUCAUCAUUCAGGAAACAGACACCUUAAAUAGAGAAUGGAUGGCAGCAGUCCUCCUACCGGAUACAUACCUUCACAUACAAAUAGUUUCUCAUCUGGUAACUGCUUGCUACAAUCACACUUAUUUAAUUACAGUGGUACCUCGGUUUUCAAACGUCCCGGAAUUCGAGCAAAUUGGAGUUCAAACAAAAAUUUUGAGAUUUUUUUGCUUCGGAUUUCGAACGAAAAUCCAGAACUCGAACUCUGACAUCCCACUUCCCAGAUAGAUGGGAUGUGGCAUAAAGACAGUUUUCAGUGCAGGAUCUGGCAAAGUUAUAGUAUUGGUCCAUUUUUUUAAGUAAAGAAUUUCAUUGAAAGACUGAAACUGACCUGACAUUUGACUUACUUCGUAUUUUGUCUAUAUCGUAAUUGUUCAUGGACUUCAAAAUAAAUAUGUCAUGUGACGAAGAACACACCCAGGUUGUGCCUUUGGCCAGCAAUUUGAUGAUGAUUGAUAUGACCCACGUCCUGUUAUGGAUGACUCCUUUCACUUUUUUUUCAGUCACUGUGAUUGCUUUAUGGUCUUGCGGUGUUGUUCGGCCUGCGUGUUGUACACUUCCCAGGGCGUCGAGUCGGGAGCAGAAAGAACCACAGAAGCAGAGGGAUGCACUUUAUUCCACAUCAGCAUCAGGAUAACAUCGUAUCAUCAUCGUUUUGUGUCAGUUGGCCUCAAGUUAUUCAAAGUACAGACACAUUAAAUAGAGAGUGAAUUGAGAACAUUCCUCGUACCAGAUACACUUUAUCACACACAUGCGUGUCCAUAUUUAGUUCGAUUACUGGAAGUGUUACAUCUGCUUUUUUCCAAAAUUCAAGCCAAGACAUCAACUUCAGGAAACAAGACAGAUGUCCCUGUUUGCACCAAAAGGAAACCAGCUCUGGCGUGUUUGUAAACUUGGCUGAACAUUCUGUUCGCACAAAAGUGAGUGUUAUCUUUAAACUGACCAAAUCCAGCGUGAGUGGAUAUCGGACCAACAUUCUGUUGGAGCUGGGAAGCAUAUUUUGUUGUGAAUGAUUUAAUAAUGUUGCAGAGCAGUGUGAUUAUACUGAAAACAAGUAUAUAGGAAAAUGUUCGCUGAGUGAUUAGAUAACUGGAGUUUGAAGUUGAGUGAUAAGAAUGCUCAAUAUGUUUAAUGUUGUCUGAUUAAUAUAAAAAAAAUACAAAUCUUGACCGUGCACACUGCUAGUACCCGCCUCAGGAAAAUGUAAGCUCACUUCUGGAAGUGUCAAAGAUUAUCCGAAAUCACAUGCUGAACACUGAAAUAUGAACCGAAUGCAAAACCUGUGUUGUAUAAACUGGAAAAUCGAAAAUAUUAUAAUCAAAACCUGCAAAGUGAUAUUUGAUAUUAUUUCUGAUUUUUAUCAUUGAUUUUGAUGUUUGAACUUUAGUGAACUUAUAUGCUUUUGAACGUGAACGUUUGAACUCAUGAACAGGUGUGUGUUUUGAACUUAGAUUGAACUUGUAAACGCACGUGCUGACGCAGAUGGAGCAGAAUGUGUUGACCUAAUAUGGUGAACCAGGCACCAUGGACGCAAAUGCUGACGCAAGUGCUGAUGCAAAUGAAACUAGAUGUGAUCAAUCACCGAAACACGCGAUCCAUUUAUGGGCAUGUCAUCAAAACCAGAUGUGUUGCUAUAUAAACGCUCGGAGAUGUGACACUGAGUCCCCUUUUUUGGCUUUUCAGCUUCAUCUGUCUGCAGUAAGGUCUUGUAUCUUAACUUAGGACGGUGCUCUUGCUGUUGCUCUCAGACUAUUUGAUUUAACUCAUUUUUAUUGUUCUCUUAUUAUUUUUUUAUUUAAUUCUUUUUAUUGCAUGUAUUUUGAUUAUAUGGUUUUUGAAGUAUAUGUACUAGUACCAGCGUCUGGCGGUACUUUUGAUACUGUUGGGUAUCAGCGUCUGGCGAUACCCUUGAGUUUAUGGAUUUUAUUAUUCUUGAUUGAUUUUAUUGUUUUUAUUAUUCUUUUAUCAAUUUUUUGAAGAAAUACUUUUGUAACAAAAACAUAAUAAAAUUGUGUACGAAUUAAGUACUGAAAAGGCACAACGGCGUUGAUCCCUGACUACUAAAGAAUCAACUGGCUCCUGCCUACUACCAUCAAUUGGGUUAUAGGUGAGUUAUUGUUUGAUUUCCUCCUGUUGCACAUGUAAUGAGUGUCUCACAUGGUAGCAUUAUUCCAUCCUGAAUUAUUGUGUCAAUGAUUAGGUGGUAGUUUUAGGCAGUUAUGGGGAAAUAUGUUAUUUAGAAGGAAUGGAUUGAGGAUCCGAUCAUGAGUCCCUAAACGAAGUUAAGUAAAGAGACUACGGUAAGAGGUGUAGCAUUGUAAGGUCAAGAACCUGUUUCUUAACAGGUCGGGCUAAUUAAAUAACCCGCUCAGUGAAGCGCCGACACUACUCACUAAUAUAAUAAGGUAUAGUUGAUACACUUAUUAUAGUCUUAGAACCGUGUCCGCAACAAGAGGCUGACUGAGUUGACCACCCGAGGGGCCCUUUACCAGAGAGGCAAAGGGAGGUAGUGUGCUCGGAACUAGGGACGGCUUAUGUUAUAGCCAAUCGCCUUGUACACAAAACCUUGAGAACCUAAACCCGACGACAACCUGAACGUGAAUAACAUCGGAACCAAGCGUUUGAACAGUGUACAAUAAUGAACUUCAACAAUCAAAAACAAUUUUCAACAUGAUGAGGCUUCAAUGUCAAGUUUUUCUUUUUAUUCUGUUUCUUUUUUUCACAGUGAAGACUUUUUUUAUGCCUUUUUUUAUGCAAACAAACACAUACGAUCAAACA